CUGCAUUACUCUGACCAUGUCAAAAAACUUUAAAAGGAUAAGUUUGCUUGGUCAUCGACACAGCAGACCUAAAGCUGCGAUCACGUUAAGGACAUAUCAGCCCACCUAUCGUUUGGAGCCGAAGAAGAAGUUCGAUAGAGACGUGGUCCAAAGGAUCGUGGAAAGGAUCCUGGCAGAAGAGCUACAUGAGGUAGAAUACACUGAGAAGGCGGAAAAGUUGAUUCCCGACUUGUGCUUGACACUGGCCGAUACGAUACGGACCGCCGUGAAAGAAGAAAACUAUGACAGAUACAGAAUAAUAGUGGCGGUGACGAUCGGGCAGCGGCGGCAGCAGGGCGUCCAGAUCUUCCACUCCUUCCUCUGGGACCACGAGCGAGACUCACUGGCGUCGAGCAACUUCGAGAACCCGCACAUAUUCGCCAACGCCGUUGUCUAUGGGGUUUAUUUAGACUAGUUUGAAGCAGCAACAGAUGCUGAAUGGGGAAUUUUUGUUAUAGGUACUUA
This is a messenger RNA of Plutella xylostella (diamondback moth), 504 nucleotides long. Its product is annotated as dynein light chain Tctex-type 4. The record is from RefSeq and is a predicted model, not a curated record. Gene Ontology annotation, molecular function: dynein intermediate chain binding. Gene Ontology annotation, biological process: microtubule-based movement. Gene Ontology annotation, cellular component: cytoplasm; cytoplasmic dynein complex. NCBI's taxonomy places the organism in Eukaryota, Metazoa, Arthropoda, Insecta, Lepidoptera, Plutellidae.